CUAUUUUAUGUCUAUGAACGCAGCCAUGACGCCAUCUUAGGAGCGCGAUGAGAUGCUCGAAUCUGUCAGCCGUGGUUUUUUUUUCUUUAAUUUAUUCGAGAUAAUUAUAUAAGUUUAGGAAUAACAUUGCGAUACAUGACUCGAUGUGAUUAAUUAGUAUCUGAUUGAAAAGCCAGGAAGGAUACAGUGACUCAAAGCGGUAUCGAAAAACCUGUGUGACAGAAGCAUAGGUUAGAAGACAUCAGGAUCGCUAACGAGAUGGAUUUGACCAAAAUAUCGAAUGAAAAAAAGUUACACCUUUGUAAAUGGUAUUUUCGUGCUGGUUUCGCAUUGCUGCCAUUUCUGUGGGCUGUGAAUGCAAUUUGGUUUUCAAAAGAGGCUUUUGUUGCUCCACCUUAUGAGGAACAGAAACAAAUUAAGAAAUAUGUAAUUUUCUCCGCUAUAGGAGCAACUAUUUGGACAGCUGCUUUAGUAGCUUGGAUAAUUACCUUUCAAACUCAAAGAGCUGUGUGGGGUGAAUUUGCCGAUGCUAUCAGCUAUAUAAUUCCCACUGGAAUUCCUUGAUUUUAACGCCAGUAAUUUGUUGAAACGUCACGAAAUCAUGACAGCGCGAGGGCGCCGCGCAUUCCGAGCCGGACCUGAGCAACGCGCGCAGGCAGCGCAUGCGCACGUCGCAGGACAGUGGUGGUGAAAGCGGCGCGACCUGAGUCAGUCGAAUCGGAGUUGGGGGCGUCGUAGCAUCGCGUGGACCGGUCGAUUAGUCAGACGAUCGAGCGAGUCGAGUCGGUGAGUACGAGGAACGGACAAGAGAUUCCGCGCGCAGGAUUAACCGCAAUACAGGAUGGCGCUCUUUCGUUUCACCCCGAGACGCUGCCUCGAGCUUCAG
Messenger RNA from Cataglyphis hispanica, 886 nucleotides. It is a transcript of the gene pen-2, whose product is annotated as gamma-secretase subunit pen-2. The record is from RefSeq and is a predicted model, not a curated record. Gene Ontology annotation, cellular component: gamma-secretase complex. Lineage: Eukaryota; Metazoa; Arthropoda; Insecta; Hymenoptera; Formicidae. The transcript is spliced from 4 exons. Gene Ontology annotation, biological process: Notch receptor processing. The coding region runs from base 259 to 564 and encodes 101 amino acids.